AUGUCUUGUCUACACAAACAAGUUAAACAAGAAAAACAGCACAUGAGCAACCAUGAAGCACACCAAACGGUUGCACAAUCUGUUUGCUCUGUGUGCUAUAACAGAAGACCACAAUUUGAAAGACACAGAAAGAGAGACUUCAAAUAUGCUGAGUUGUAUGCAGCCACACAAGGCUUUUCCCCUAAGAACUUUCUGUCAGAAGGGGGGUUUGGUUCUGUCUACAAAGGGGAGUUGUGUGGACAGAAGAUUGCUGUUAAGCAACACAUCUGUGCAAACAGCAAAGAAGAGAAGGAAUUCAAGUCUGAAGUUGAUGCACUCAGCAAAGCAACGCAUGAUAAUGUGGUCAUGCUGUUAGGAUCAUGCUCCGAAGGGAACCAUAGACUUCUUGUGUAUGAAUAUGUCUGCAAUGGUUCAUUGGACCAACAUUUAUCUCAACAUUCUCGUAAACUUCUUAAUUGGCAAGACAGGGUGAAAGUAGCUGAUGGAGCUGCCAAAGGAUUGCUAUACCUGCACGAGAACAACAUUAUACACAGAGAUAUGACACCAAACAACAUUCUUCUUACACAUGACUAUGAUGUAUUGCUAGGUGAUUUUGGUUUGGCUAGAACUGUUAUAGAAGACUCCUCAUACUCCACAGACUGUGUUGGGAAUCUGGCUUAUAUGGCACCAGAAUAUGCAGAAUUUGGCAAAGUGUCAAUCAAGACAGAUGUGUAUUCCUUUGGGGUGGUUCUACUACAGCUAAUAACUGGAAUGAGAACCACAGACAAACGAGUAGGAGAUAAAGGUCUAGUGGGAUGGGCUAGACCACUAUUAAAGGAAGGAAAAUGCCAAGCACUUAUUGAUGGAAGGAUGAUCAACUCCCAUGACUGCCAUCAACUCUAUUGGAUGAGCCAUCUAGCUGGAAAUUGCCUGAAGAGGGAUCCUCAAAAGCGAUUCCAUAUGAGUACAGUGGUGAAGGCCUUAAAUCAGAUAGGCAAAGGAUGUAGCUGCCUUGUGAGAAAAGAGCACACGCUUCUCAUCUCAGGCCAUUCUAAGUCCAAAGAUGAUACACAGGACUCCUCACAAUCAGAAGAGUGGAAGUGA
Molecule: messenger RNA, 1083 nt
Organism: Sphenostylis stenocarpa
Lineage: Eukaryota; Viridiplantae; Streptophyta; Magnoliopsida; Fabales; Fabaceae
Source: the annotation of a GenBank genome assembly